UGGGAGUGGUGAUAUUUCUGUCCCUGUUUGCUGUCAUCAUCAUAGCCUUGUUGUCCUCUCUAUUUGCCCUCAUGUGGCAAUGGAGGCGGGACAAUGUGACACGACAGGAACUGACCUCAAUGUUGAAGAUGAAGUCCUGCAUAUCUGAACCUAGGUUGGCCCCUCCUCUCCACCAGGACAUAACUCUACCAGCUGUCUGCAGCGUCCACAACACGCUACCCACAACCUACCAGGAGACUUACCACGCUACCCACAACCUACCAGGAGACUCACCACGCUACCCACAACCUACCAGGAGACUCACCACGCUACCCACAACCUUCCAGGAGACUCACCACGCUGCCAACAACCCAUCUGGAGUGAGUGCUUGGCCUGGUCGCUGCCUGCCGAUAGACAGACAUGAUGGACCGACUGACUGACUCCUCCCACUGGAGUUCAACCUCUUCUGAUUGGCUGUGGGCCUCAGUGACAGUACAGCACCAGUAAACAUGAAGUCAAAGGAUGGAGGGAUUAGUAUCUGUCUGUCUCCUCCCCUGACUGACUGACUGAACAAGGUUCACAUUGUAUUCCUGAUGAUGGUCCUUUAUUACUCGUGAUUAAUGGAAUGCUGAAAGAGGAGAAGAAGAAACAGAGUUUUCCAAUUUGCUAAAGCAAAAGGCAUUACCGAUAUAUAGACCGGUUGGCAAUAUACAGAUUAUAAACAGGUUAUAAACAGGUUAUAAAGAGGUUAUAGACAGGUUGGCAUUCUCUUAACUUCAGCGGAAAAAGAGAAGGAACACUGCAAGGCUACUGCUAUUGGUCAGUGGUUGAGAAAGAGGAGCUGCUGACCACCCACAGACAGUGUCAGGACGAUGUCAUAACUUAAUGUAUGUAUGUGGGUAGCUUGAGGUUUCAUUGGUCUGGGAACAGUUAUCCUCUCUCCCGACCCCCACCAGAAGUGAUGUGGCCCCACCUGGGAAAAAGGACCUGCUGUAGUAACUGUCACCAUCACCCAUUAUGAGAGGUCUCUACCACUUCAGAUACAACCAGCAUGACAUCAGUUCUCCUCCAACCUGACAAGAUUACAAACAUACAUUUGUUUAUAUCAGUAGCUGCUGCCCCUGCUUGUGUGGUGGUUGGGGAGGCUGCACCUGCUGGUGUGGUGGUUGUGGAGGCUGCACCUGCUGGUGUGGAGGCUGCACCUGUUGGUGUGGUGGUUGUGGAGGCUGCACCUGUUGGUGUGGUGGUUGUGGAGGCUGUACCUGUUGGUGUGGUGGUUGUGGAGGCUGUUGGUGUGGUGGUUGUGGAGGCUGCACUUGCUGGUGUGGUGGUUGUGGAGGCUGUUGGUGUGGUGGUUGUGGAGGCUGCACCUGCUGGUGUGGUGGUUGUGGAGGCUGCACCUGUUGGUGUGGUGGUUGUGGAGGCUGUUGGUGUUGUUGUUGUGGAGGCUGUACCUGUUGGUGUGGUGGUUGUGGAGGCUGCCCCUGCUGGUGUGGUGAUUGUGGAGGCUGUUGGUGUGGUGGUUGUGGAGGCUGCACCUGUUGGUGUGGUGGUUGUGGAGGCUGUUGGUGUGGUGGUUGGGGAGGCUGUACCUGCUGGUGUGGUGGUUGUGGAGGCUGCACCUGUUGGUGUGGUGGUUGUGGAGGCUGCACCUGCUGGUGUGGUGGUUGUGGAGGCUGCACCUGCUGGUGUGGUGGUUGUGGAGGCUGUUGGUGUGGUGGCUGCACCUGCUUGUGUGGUGGUUGUGGAGGCUGCACCUGUUGAUGUGGUGGUUGUGGAGGCUGUUGGUGUGGUGUUUGGGGAGGCUGUACCUGUUGGUGUGGUGGUUGUGGAGGCUGCACCUGCUGGUGUGGUGGUUGUGGAGGCUGCACCUGCUGGCUGUACCUGUUGGUGUGGUGGUUGUGGAGGCUGCACCUGCUGGUGUGGUGGUGUGGAGGUUACACCUGCUGGUGUGGAGGCUGUUGGUGUGGUGGUUGUGGAGGCUGUUGGUGUGGUGGUUGUGGAGGCUGCAACUGUUGGUGUGGUGGUUGUGGAGGUGGAGGAUGCAGAUUUUAUUUUAUGA
This is a messenger RNA of Oncorhynchus masou masou (cherry salmon), 2041 nucleotides long. RefSeq lists its product as uncharacterized. The coding region runs from base 1031 to 2041 and encodes 336 amino acids. The record is from RefSeq and is a predicted model, not a curated record. The transcript is spliced from 5 exons. NCBI's taxonomy places the organism in Eukaryota, Metazoa, Chordata, Actinopteri, Salmoniformes, Salmonidae.